GUGCCACACAGGUGUUCCUUCUCUCCUUCUCUUGGCAAACCGCGGCGCUUGAAAACCUCGGGAAACGCGGCGGAUGGGCUUGGCGGCCUCGCUGGAGGAGAAGCUGCGGGGGGGAGUGUUGGACUCCAAACUGGCAGACAUCAAGCAGGCCAAGAAGCUACGCGACCUGGAGCUGGCCACACGCAUCGCCAGCACCAGGGAACGGCUCUGCUGGAUCGGGGCCUACUACGGCUUGGUGGGCGUGGUGUCACUGGCCCGCAGUGCCACGUUGCGCUGGCAGAAUGUGCGGCUACACUGGGACAACGCCUUCCUGCCUUUGAAUGUGGUGUUCCUGUGCAUGCCGCCCUUCGUCUCGGGGUACCAGUUGGAUUUGGCCAUGCACCCCAUCAGCCUCAUGGGCUACCAGGUCGGCGGCAAGGCCAACCGCAUCGCCGAGGAAGCCAUGCGAAUCCGAAAUGGUGAGGCGCACCAUUGGUUCAACUGCAGGUAUUUGCCCUGGGUGGAGGACAGCACUUGUGUGCUCCAGCAGCCGGUUUGUCUGCCUGCCGUUCUGGAGCCUGCAUACCACCGGGAGCGCCUCAUGGCCAAUCGGGCGCGGCAUGCCAAGGAGUUGCCGCCGGAGCCGGAAUGGGCCUACUUUGCCAAGCGUUGUGCAGAGUGAAAGUUGGCAGG
Molecule: messenger RNA, 672 nt
Organism: Effrenium voratum
Lineage: Eukaryota; Dinophyceae; Suessiales; Symbiodiniaceae
Source: the annotation of a GenBank genome assembly